GGCCGCUCUGCGGGAUGGAGCCGGCAGCGCUCGGGCGCCUGCGGCUGCUGCUGCCCGCCGGCCCGGGAGUGCCGCGGCUCGGCCGCGGCCUGGCGCCGUCCCGCGGGGCGCAGGCGGGUGCCGGUGGAUCUCCGCGGGCGCGCCACGACCUAUACGAGGUGCUGGGAGUCCCGGCCACAGCGACGGCGGCUCAGAUCAAGACGGCCUAUUACGAACAGUCGUUCCGCUAUCACCCCGACCGCAACGCCGGUAGCGCCGCCGCCGCCGCUCGCUUUGCCGCCGUCAGCGAGGCCUACCGGGUGCUGGGGAGCGCCACCCUGCGCCGCAAGUACGACCGCGGCCUUCUCAGCGCCGAGGACCUGCGCGGCGCCCCGCAGCCCUCGGGCCGCCCGACGGCAGCCCCAGCACCGCCGCCGCCCCGCGCCCCCGCCCGCCGCGGGCCCGUCCCGACGUCCUUCGACUUCGACGCCUUCUACCGGGCGCACUACGGGGAGCAGCUGGAGCGGGAGCGGGUGCUGCGGGCGCGGCGGGAGCAGCUGCGCCUCCGCCGGGAGGAGGUCGCUGCCCAAGGACGCUUUCGGCUCCUCUCUGACCUCUCAGUCGGACUCUUCUUACUUCUGGGUAUUGCUCUCCUCUACGGCCUCAAGUGACAGCGGCGCCACGCCCGGCUGGAUGGCUGCCAGGUGACACAGAUUAGCUGGGGCAUCCCCUGCGUUCUCACAAUAGGCAGGCAUCGUGUGCAGGGGCUGCUGCCCAGGCUGUGACACGUCCCCUCUGCUGGUGCAACCUUCAGACCCAGUACAUGACCAGCAGGUUCCAUGUGCAGGCCCUGCUCCAUGCUCUGUGACCAGACCCCUCUGUCAGCCUGACCUUCAGACACAGCAGGCAACUGGCAGGCACAGUACACGCACGAUGUGACCUCUGCAAGAGUGACCUGUCAAUGGCAUGUGACCACUGGAUACCAUCUGGGGGCUCUGCUCCACAGGCUGCAAUGUGCCUCUGCUGGUAGCAUGAUCGUGCAGAUGGGGUGUAGGGAACCAGCAGGCUGCAGUGUGCCCCCUCUGCUGAUAUGGCCUACACACAGUGCCUGACAAGUGAAUGCGGUUCAUGGACUCCGCUUUGUGGACUGUGAUGUGUCCCCUCCACUGACACUGCUGUUUGACCUUGCUGGGAGCCACAUGCCUUUCCUAAACCACAGCAGAGAUUAAAUGGCUGUUAGUGGUG
Pezoporus flaviventris is the source of this 1224-nucleotide messenger RNA. RefSeq names its product DnaJ heat shock protein family (Hsp40) member C30 (gene DNAJC30). NCBI's taxonomy places the organism in Eukaryota, Metazoa, Chordata, Aves, Psittaciformes, Psittacidae. The transcript has a single exon. The record is from RefSeq and is a predicted model, not a curated record. The coding region runs from base 15 to 650 and encodes 211 amino acids.